GAGGUGCGCGUAUAUCUCUGUAUGGUUUGAUGACCUAUUUCCAGCUCAGUCGCUGACUUGCUCUUCUUAGUCACUAUCCACUAUUAAGUCGAUAACUACAAUGGUGGUUUCUUCAACCUCGGGAGACAAGCCCCCUUUGUCCCCAAAGCCGCCCCCCCUCCCCCCACUACGGAGUACUAAGCACACUUCCAGUUUUCAGUCUUCUGUCCCUGUCCAUAGGACAGGGUCAAGCGCCUGCAACCCCCUCACCAGGCGGUUCCAGAUGGGUCUCCGUCAUCUACUACUAUCCUCGACUGGUAACCGCUGAUCGAGGCACUACGACACGACACUUUACUAUCGGUUCACCCAA
Aspergillus aculeatinus CBS 121060 is the source of this 349-nucleotide messenger RNA. RefSeq lists its product as uncharacterized. The record is from RefSeq and is a predicted model, not a curated record. Bases 101 to 307 code for a protein of 68 amino acids. The transcript has a single exon. NCBI's taxonomy places the organism in Eukaryota, Fungi, Ascomycota, Eurotiomycetes, Eurotiales, Aspergillaceae.